Messenger RNA from Didymella exigua CBS 183.55, 643 nucleotides. RefSeq lists its product as uncharacterized. The coding region runs from base 213 to 605 and encodes 130 amino acids. The transcript has a single exon. Lineage: Eukaryota; Fungi; Ascomycota; Dothideomycetes; Pleosporales; Didymellaceae. The record is from RefSeq and is a predicted model, not a curated record.
UCAGUUAUCCGAACUCGAUCAGACACAAGCUGAGCUUGAUCAAGGUGGAUGUAGCCCUAGAGGACUAUGCCGCUGCAGGGGUGUGGGCCACCUAGAGGCGAUCACUCUGUCGACAUUGUCGCAAUGUCCAGAGUGACCAUUCCUUUCGUUUUGCGCGAUUGACACCCUAAGCGAUAACAUCCUAAGCCAUCCAAGCGUAGUGUUGUGUUGAAAUGCCGUUUACAUCCCGAAGCAAGCAUUCUGUAGCGAAGCUCGUUCGGACAUGGUAUAUACUACUAGCGAUGCCAUCUUCAUUCUCUCUCGCUUAUGUUACCAUCGAUGAUAGAGUUCAGCGCUUAUCGACACAGCCCCAAGCUACAAGUAUAGAACAGCUGCGGGCAGCAUUCACGGAGUACGGCAAGGAUUUCCGUGGAAUGUUAAUGUUGUAUGUCUCGGAAGACCAAGGUAAAUUGCAGGAACAGGAACGAGCUUGUGGAUCGGGCCAGAUGAAACAUCGCAGCGAUGUCAGAGAACGCACAGGCUUAUAUCGAACGCGGUACAGUACAGGUUCAUGCUCCAGGCCCCUCUGGGUUUUGGUCCACAGCGCUGGUGGCUGGUGCGACUGAACAGAUGGAUACACAUCUAGGCCAAUCAGUGAAGGAUC